Messenger RNA from Portunus trituberculatus (swimming crab), 1839 nucleotides. It is a transcript of the gene endos, whose product is annotated as cAMP-regulated phosphoprotein 19-B-like. Gene Ontology annotation, molecular function: protein phosphatase inhibitor activity. Bases 251 to 523 code for a protein of 90 amino acids. The transcript has 3 exons. Lineage: Eukaryota; Metazoa; Arthropoda; Malacostraca; Decapoda; Portunidae. Gene Ontology annotation, cellular component: cytoplasm. The record is from RefSeq and is a predicted model, not a curated record.
AGUCCCCCCUGCAGACAGUAGUGCCUCACCGAGUCACCAGUGAGUGGUGGUGCUGGCAGACGGUGGGACGUAGACACUUGCCUUCCCUUGUUUGCUGUCUUGUGGGACUUUUUUUAUCCCCAUUCAGCCGCCGUCCUGUGAUCAUGUCUGACUCCGAGCACAAGGAGGAGAGCAGCCCGCCGUGGAGAAGAAGCCUGCGGAGGCCGAGGAGAGCCAAAAGGAGGCCACCCCAGCAGCCCCAACUGCAGCCAUGGUGGAGGCAGCUGAGGAGGCCAAACUGAGAUCCAAGUACCCCAAGUACCCUCCCAUGGCAGGACACUCUGCAUUUCUACAGAAAAGGCUCACCAAAGGGCAAAAAUAUUUUGAUUCUGGAGACUACCAGAUGGCCAAGCAGAAACCUGCCAGCAAGUCCAGGAUGCCACCGUUGCUUGCCCAGCCCACCGGUGAGGCCAUCCCCACCCCAGAGUCAGUGCCUGUCAGGAAGACCUCUAUCAUCCACAGCAAGCUGACUUCUGCAUCCUAAGCCACUCUCAUCCACUGACCUGUCUUCACCCACUUUCUGGGUCUUGGACAGACUAUGAUGACUCAACUACUACUUCAUGAUAACCCUGUUGUGUGUCUAGAGUGGAAAGGGAGUGUCAUUGAGCCUCCUGUGAUCUUGACCUAGUUGAACUGGACUACCAUGUAUUGCAUCAUAAGUGUUUGGAGUCGUGGUGGUCGUUUGGGUAAGUAUAGCCAAAUGUUCUCUUCCUUACCUAGCCUGUUGGAAUGGAUAUUUUGGCCUACUAACAUACAAAAACAGAUAAAAGGCUUCUUGGUCACAGAAGCAGAUUUAUGGCCGUGUCUGUGUCGUGUGAUACUAAGGUCUUUUGUGGUCCACUGAGGGUUUCUUAAAGCUUGAUGGUAGUUGAGAGUUGGCCUAGCAGUGAGGAUUUACAUUUUGAUUAAAUACAUUUACUUACUUUUUUUUUUGCCAUGAGUUGAGAUAGAAAAAAAAUUGUUUAACAUUUGUGAGUGACUUUGAGCUGGAGAAGUAACAAUAGUAAUAUUUUGCUUUAUUGAAAGAAAAUAUAUAAGCUUUUGUAAUGGUUUUAGAAACUCUCUUCAUCAAUAUUCCUUUCUACCCAGUCUUGUCAGCACUCCUAUUAUUUAAAAUAACCAAAAGUACUGUAGAUUCAUUAUUUUGUUUCAUCUCAAAGUAUUCUUAAGUGAAACUGUUUUUCAUGCCUUUCUUAGACUUGUGACAUGUUCUUGUAAGAAUAUGACAAGAAAGGAGAAAAAUCUAAAUCUUAGUGCAUCCUCAUAUUACUGCAAAACUGAUCGUGACUUGAAUAUUGACUCAAUUCUUGUAUUGCGUAGACUUUGAAAGUAGCUGAAUACAGGUUUCAUGACUCAUCAUCAGUUUCUACAAAAUUGCAAGUAUAGACCUAUACCAUGUGACUUUUAUCUAUAUGUCUUUCAUAUUAACCAAGAGAUAAAUCUUAUCCUUAAUAAAUGGUUGAUUAGAGCACUUUGCUUAGCUCUGGUGAGGUGAAGCUUGAGUGACCCUUGCAACCCCCCUUCCAGUGACCAGGUUAGGUUACCCCUCACUCACUCUGGUCACAAAUUUACUGCUGAGAGCCAUAGUCAUGCAGUUCUAUAUUUUUAACCAGUAUCAUUGUAGCUGUGUAUGGGUCUGGUGUAUAUGGGAAAACAUAUACAACUAUGGAUGUAAAUUUUCACAGAAGAAAUUUAUAAUAUUGUUUACAUGCCAUAUUUAACAUUCAUGGAAACCUUUUGUUGCCUGUCAAGUUUUCUCGUGUUUUGUGCUGUAAAAAAUAAUAAACAUAUUAGUUUUCA